AUGUCUGCAUGCUCCCGCGCAAGCCCUAAUCUCGCACCGCAGCCUCAAAAGCGUCAUGUCGGCCCCCUCGCGCUGGCUUCCGGUCGCGCUUCUGCUGCUGCUGUGCGCGGCGCUCGCUCCUCUCGCCGCCCACGGUACGCCGCACUCCAGCCGCCGCCCGCUCUCGCCGCGCUCCCCGCCCAGCCUGCUUGCCCUCCGCUCCCCAUGGCAUAUCUCUCCGCGUUCUCUCCGCUUCUGGCUUCGCCCUCGACUUCCUUUCCGCUCAAGUAUACACCCUCACCCCCAAUCCCCCGCCCUUCCCCGCGCCCCCUUCCGCCUUCUCCCAACCCAUCAGCCCAAUGGACGUACCUUCCCCGCAUAUCUCGCGGCGCUUGGCUACCGCGCUCAUUCGGUUCCGCUUCCCGCCGCGUCGUUCCCGCUUACGCUGACGCAGACGCGCAACCGCUGUUCCCGCACGCGCAGUCCAAGCUGACGUCAUCGCUCUCCCUCGCUCCCUGGAUGUUCCCCUUCGCCCGCUCGCGCUCCUUCCUCCGCACCGCCUCUCGCGCGCCUCUCCCGCCAGCGACCGACACGCGGACUGCGCCCACAUUUUCCACGCUCACGCUAGAGCGCGAUCAGCCGCCCAAACCGCCCAAGUCGCCCAAAUCACCGAAACCGCCGAAAUCCCCCAAGCCGCCCAAGUCUCCGCCGCCUCCUUCCCCUCCGCCGAAAUCCCUCAAGCCUCCCAAGUCUCCGCCGCCCCCUUCCCCUCCGCCGAAAUCCCCCAAGCCUCCCAAGUCCCCCAAGCCCCCGUCUCCUCCCAAGCCAGGGAAGUCACCCAAGCCUCCCCCGCCCCCGCCGGCCGUCCCCCUUCCGCCCCCGCCGGAGUGGCCGUCCACGUACGCGGGCGUCGCGCCGCUCGAGGCAGAUCCCGCGGGGACGCCGCUUUUCGACGUGCAGGAGGGAUUCGGAGCGGUGGGGGACAACGCGACCGACUCCUGGGCCGCGUUCGAUAGCGCAUUCCGCGCUGCGUGUGAGAGCGCGGAGGGGAGCGGCGGGCGCGCGAUAGUGCGCGUGGGGGAGGGCGCGUUUUACCUGGCGAAGUCCAUCACCGUGAACGGGUCGUGCGGCGCCGGCCUCACUCUCCAGGUGGACGGCACGAUAUACGGCCCGGUGUCCAAGGACGGCUACCCCACGCCGUCGCUGUACCUCAACGGCACCAUCAUUGGCGUCGCCAGCAACGGGCUGUUUCAGUUCCAGGGCGUGACAGGGCUUGUGCUGCGCGGGGACGGGGCGAUCGACGGCAACGGGCGGAAGUUCUGGGGGUCCAAGGCGCCCACGCGGCCACACAUCAUCGCGCUUAUCGACUGCCACAACACCACCAUCGAUGGGCUGCUGCUGCGCAACCCGCCGAUGUACCACGUGUUUGGGUAUGGCACGGAGGGGCUGUGGAUCCGCGGGGUGACGACCAACAGCCCUGAGACGUCCCCCAACACGGACUCGCUCAAGCUGCUGGGCGUGCGCCACGCCCUCAUCGAGAACUGCACCUUCCACGGGGGCGAUGACGACGUGUCGCUCGUUGCUAGGGGCGCUCAGAGCGUGGUGAAUGUGACGGUUCGGAACCUCAUUGCCACGGCCGGGCACGGUAUCAGCAUCGGAAGCCUGGGAGCGGGUGGGGCAGUGGCGUGUGUGUCCAAUGUGACGUUCAAGGAUGUCAUUAUAGCCAACCUCGACAACGGGCUGCGCAUUAAGACCUGGCAGGGCGGCCUGGGGAUGGUGCGCAACGUGCGAUAUGAGAAUGUGUACAUGACCAACACUGACAACGCCAUCAUUCUCAACCAGUUCUACUGUGACUCACACCAAGACUUCUUCUGUGGCAUUGCGCCUGACAACGUGGCGUUAGUCAACGUCACUUACUCCAACAUCUACGGCACCACCUCACGGUAUGGAAUGAACAUCCGAUGCAGUGCGACGGUGCCAUGUGGCGGCAUCAAUCUCAACAACGUCAACCUCGUCUCCUCCAAGGCAGGAAGCUCCCUGCGCCCUGUGCUGAUGAAUGUGGUCAACAGCCAGGCCACAGGGGUGGUGGCGCCUGUACCAGAAGGCAUGGGCUCGUAUGCGGGUUGGGGUUCCACUCAACCAACCACAGCACAAGCUGCGAGUAUACUAAGGAUGAUGGCACAAUGUGGGGGCUAA
This is a messenger RNA of Closterium sp. Yama58-4, 2175 nucleotides long. The record is from the annotation of a GenBank genome assembly. Lineage: Eukaryota; Viridiplantae; Streptophyta; Zygnematophyceae; Desmidiales; Closteriaceae.